UGACUCACCCCAGCCCUUAUCAUUUUGCUCCUCACCUUUUCUUUCUUCUCUCUUUUUUUCUCUACUUUUUUUUUGCCCUAUCUCAUAGGGUUUUCAUGUCCUGGUAGUUCUGUUUCUCUCAUGAACUCCUGCCCUAAAGCUCUGUACGAAGAGAUUUUGGCCGUAGUCUUCUUUGGGUUUCUCUUUUUUGCUCUCUUUGGAGGGUUUUCUGGUGGAAAACGGUGCGGAUUCGACCUCCCGGGGUUUUUUCAGCCGUACCCAUGUCUAAGAUCUUCGGUUUCAGCGGAAAUGGUGAUUCUUGCACUGGGGGGUCAAUUUACCCAAACCCCAAGGAAUCUAGCCUCUUUUUGCCGCUUGGUCAUCGCGUGGAUGUCUAUUUUCCACCUUGCAAGAGGUCUCGCAUCCGUGCACCGUUCGUUUUCAGUGGAGAGAGGUUUGAGCAGAAGAAGCGUGCCUCUAUUGAAGUUUUGCCAGAUGAAUGCUUCUUUGAGAUCUUCAGGCGGUUGCCUGGAGGCCAGGAGAGGAGCGCCUGUGCUUCUGUUUCCAAGCGUUGGCUUACGCUUCUGAGCAAUAUCUGUCAAGAUGAAUUCUGCAGCAACUCAACCACUGGAUAUUUGAGGCCUGAAGAAAAGAGCAUUGAGAAUAAGGCUGAAGAUCAGGAAAUUGAGACUGAUGGCUACCUUACUAGGAGCUUGGAAGGAAAGAAAGCAACAGAUGUUAGACUUGCUGCCAUUGCUGUUGGAACUGCCAGUCGCGGUGGACUGGGCAAGCUUUUGAUCAAGGGAAGCAGCUCUGCUUGCAGGGUGACUGAUGUUGGCCUCAAGGCGAUUGCUCGUGGCUGCCCUUCCCUAAAAAGCCUCUCUCUCUGGAAUGUUCCUUCCAUAGGAGAUGAAGGUCUGUUUGAAAUUGCUAAUAGGUGUCAUCUGCUUGAAAAGCUUGACCUUUGCCAAUGUCCGGAAGUUUCUGAUAAGGCUGUGCUUGCAAUUGCCAAAAACUGCCCUAAUCUGACUGAUUUAACACUAGAGUCAUGUUCAAUUGGGAACGAAGGUCUGCAAGCUAUUGGACGCUGUUGUUCCAAUCUGAAGUCCAUUUCAAUUAAAGAUUGCCCCCAUAUCGGGGAUCAAGGAAUUGCAAGCUUGUUAUCUUCCACCUCUUAUGUUUUGACUAAGUUGAAGCUCCAGGCAUUGAACAUUACUGAUGUAUCUCUGGCUGUUCUCGGACACUACGGCAAGGCAGUAACUGAUCUUGUCCUUAUUAAUCUUCCAAAUGUAAGUGAGAGGGGCUUCUGGGUCAUGGGCAGUGGCCUUGGAUUGCAGAAAUUGAAGUCCUUCUCAGUUACGUCUUGCCGAGGAGUUACAGAUACUGGGCUUGAAGCUGUAGGGAAAGGUUGCCCAAACCUAAAACAGUUGUGUCUCCGGAAAUGUGCUUUUUUAUCCAACGGUGGGCUGGUCUCUUUUGCUAAAGCUGCUGGGUCCCUUGAGAGCCUUCAACUGGAAGAGUGCCACAUGAUUACCCAAGUUGGUCUUUUUGGUGCACUUUUAAACUGUGGUGCAAAACUGAAGGCCCUUGCCAUGGUGAACUGCCUGGGUAUGAAGGACCUAAAUGUGGGAUUGCAUCUUCCAUCACCUUGCAACUCCCUGAGAUCAUUGUCCAUCCGUCACUGCCCUGGGUUUGGUAAUGCUAGUGUGGCAAUGCUGGGGAAGCUAUGCCCUCAACUGCUGCAUUUAGACCUGAGUGGGCUUCAAGGAAUAACAGAUGCUGGGUUUCUCCCCCUGCUUGAAAGCUGUGAAGCUGGUCUGGUAAAGGUUAAUCUGAGUGGUUGUGUGAAUUUGACUGAUAAAGUGGUUUCAUCCUUGGCUGAGUUGCAUGGGUGGACUCUUGAAAUGCUAAAUCUUGAUGGUUGUCGCAAGAUCAGUGAUGCUAGUUUAGUUGCAAUUGCUGAUAACUGCCCGUUGCUCAGUGAUCUUGAUGUUUCUAAGUGUGCGGUCACAGAUUGUGGGAUUGCAGCCCUGGCCCAGGCAAACCAAUUCAAUCUCCAGAUCCUCUCAGUUUCGGGGUGCUCUUUAGUGACAGACAAAAGCUUGCCUGCCUUGGAAAAACUGGGUCAGAGUCUUUUGGGGUUGAAUCUCCAACACUGCAAUGCAAUCAGCAUCAGCACAGUUGAUCUGCUUGUGGAUCAGCUAUGGAGGUGUGACAUCCUUCACUAAGCUGGGAAUGGGCUGAAAAAUCCUAAUUCCUGUGUCAUGAAAGGUCGAGGUUGAAUUAGUCAGGUGUCAGUAAUUCCCGUCAGGUUGUGCUUAGCAGGUCGUGUUUUUUGGUCCAUCAGCUAUGGGUCUUUAGUCAUUCAGUUACUCGGCUCCUUUUUCCAGGGAAUACAGCCAUUAACUCUUUUUCAGAUUUCCUUCAUUAGGAAAUCUGUUUCCAGUUUUUUGCGCCAAAUGAUGGUGCUUCAUUUUCUUAAUGGCUGCAUUUCCCUGAGAAUAUAGUUACCGGGCUCUGAAUUAAGGUAUCUUUACAAUUAUCGUGGUUUUUUAUAUUGCUGGGUGUCAGCACCUGUUGUUUUUAGCUUAGCCUUGUAUCGGAUAUGUAUGCCCUGGUGCAUGCUAAGCUAUUAUCAAAGCAAAGUCUUUUGUACUGUUGUACAAGUUGCGAGUCUGUCCAUUGUCUUUUACCGAGUCUCACGUUUUUUAACUUGUCGUCUGGACGUGACGGACUUAUGGUUUGGUCUCUGUUUUCCUCAAAGGGCAGGUUAUGUUCCUAAGGUGUCUGUUCCGGUUGCUCUUGGCAGUUUGAGUUUUUGGUGCCUUGUGUCUCUGGGGCUUUGGCCGUGGCAGCUGGUUAUACAAUGUCUGCCAUGACAAUCUCUUCUUCAUGGAGGAUUGUUUUUUUUCACCAAGCCCUAGUUUUUCAGGCUUCAUUUGUUUGCGAACUGUGAUCGGCAACCUCCUUACGAUGUACUGAAAUUGUUAUCUGCCCUUUGUGUUGUAGCUGUUCACAUCCUUUUGGGUGAUGAUAAAUAAAAUUUGUAGUCUUUAUUUCUGUUUA
Messenger RNA from Juglans microcarpa x Juglans regia, 3045 nucleotides. RefSeq names its product EIN3-binding F-box protein 1-like. Gene Ontology annotation, biological process: SCF-dependent proteasomal ubiquitin-dependent protein catabolic process. The record is from RefSeq and is a predicted model, not a curated record. The transcript is spliced from 2 exons. Gene Ontology annotation, molecular function: protein binding. Gene Ontology annotation, cellular component: SCF ubiquitin ligase complex. Lineage: Eukaryota; Viridiplantae; Streptophyta; Magnoliopsida; Fagales; Juglandaceae. The coding region runs from base 261 to 2207 and encodes 648 amino acids.